Messenger RNA from Polyodon spathula (Mississippi paddlefish), 2520 nucleotides. Its product is annotated as centrosomal protein of 164 kDa-like. NCBI's taxonomy places the organism in Eukaryota, Metazoa, Chordata, Actinopteri, Acipenseriformes, Polyodontidae. Gene Ontology annotation, molecular function: protein binding. Bases 829 to 2493 code for a protein of 554 amino acids. The transcript has 10 exons. The record is from RefSeq and is a predicted model, not a curated record.
AUAAACACAACAAAACAGAGCCAGACUAGUUGUGUCGUUUGUGUGUAACUGUAAACCCACACAAUAGAAACAAACACAGCAUGGCGUUUAGAAACGCACCCUAUCAUUGAUGUGGUCAACUCAGAUCUGGUUUUAAACGCUUCAAAACACGCGUGACAGUAAACCGUGAGUUGAACCACAACGUUUAUUAAAAUGUGUUUUUUAAAAAGUCCGUUUUAAUGGAUUCAGUAUACGUUUAUGAAAUCAACAGCAGUCCAACACUAGUUUAGUUGGUAAAUCCAACUUUACUUUAUGAAUCAAAUCAGAUGACAACGCUAAUCUUUAUUUUAUUUUGUUUUUGAAAUGACCAAGGCCUGUCCCUGCGCGAAUCAAUCACGUGGUUUGUCGCAGGCGUAAUUCAAUCCGGAUCGGUGUAAUUGAUGUGAAGUGGCUCCCAUGUGAAAAUGCACACUUUAUAUGCCGUCUGUGAGGCGCAUUUUGCUGCUCCGUUUUCUAAGCGAGAGUCCACGCUGCUGUUUUAACGAAUAAGUGAAUGGUGGGCUUCGCAGGCCCAUUUAGUGCACUUUCCCAACUGGUUUGUUUGAUCCUUUGAUGCGGAUUGAAGUGGGUUCGGUUGGUUGGUGGGAGUUAUAUGCGAGAACCUCUACUCACACCAGGAUCAAACCUAGUGAACAGAGGAAGGUGUCUCUGCACUGUCUCACCUCCAAACACAGGGCUUGUCACACACACACACACACACACACACACACACACACAAUACAGUGACGCGCACACAGCAGACAAGAACACCUUAAUGUCCCAUACACACAACAGCACAGCACAGAGACAAUGGCUAAAAGACAAAGACAACGCCAAAACAUGACCAUCUGCAUAUCAGGGCCGCAGCGGGAGAGCAGCCCCAGAGAGAUGGACGCAGCGGGAGGACAGAUUGGGGAUCAGAUGAUCCUGGAGGAAGAGUACGAUCCAAAUUACAUCCCCACGGAGCAAGAGAUCCGGGACUAUGCCAGGGAGGUGGGAAUCGACCCUGACAAGGAGCCCGAGCUGAUGUGGCUGGCCAGGGAGGGCAUUGUGAUGCCGCUGCCGUCGGAGUGGAAGCCAUGUCAGGACGUGACCGGGGAAGUGUACUACUUUAACUUCAGCUCAGGGCAGUCCACCUGGGAUCACCCCUGUGACCUGCAGUACCGCAGCCUGGUGGCCGCAGAGAGGGAGAAGCUGCAGGCCAAGGGGCUUGGACAGAAAAAGGACAAGAAGAAGAAGAAGGACAAGAAGGAGAAGAAAGAGAAAAGAGAGAAAGAGAAAGAGCUGGUGAGACCCCCUGCGCCUGUGCUGUCAGCACUGGCCCCUGUGCAGGCUCCUCUGGGGUCCCUGGCUCCACUCCGUGGUCUGCUGGACUCUUCAGCGUCCACGCUGCGUGGAUCCGCGGGCAGCUCAGGAGGGCUGGAGCCCCUGCGAUCGUCGCAUGGGCUGCCCCGGACAGGGCUGGGCUCCAGUCUGCUGGGAGUGAGGCAGGAGGAGAAGGUUUCCCUGUCGCUGCUCGGGUUUGAGGAAGAGGAGGACAGAGUCUCUGAGGGAGGGAGUCUGCGUGGGACGGCCCGGCUGCUGCAGAACUUGCACAUGGACAUAGGAUCCCUGGGAGCCGGGUUCGAGUACGAGGACAGUGAGAGCGGAGGGACGCCCCCCCAGAGCGCCCCCCCAGAGGAGCCCACCGAGCCAGAGCUGCAGGACCUGCGCGCCUCUGAGGACGAAGAGGGGGACAGCCUGCGAGAGGGCGCUCUGAAGGCGAACCCCUGCUCAGCAGCUGGGAGCCAGACUUCCACCGCAGACUGCCGCAGCGAUGGGGUCUGCCCUCCCACCCCUGACAAAACAGGACCAGGCAGCGAGAGAUCGCCCCCUGCAGGGCUGGAGGACAGAGACACGGGCAGCGAGGUAGAGGAGGAAGAGGAGGCGGAAGUGAACCCCGAAACUGGAAACGCUGGGGGAAAGGAGGCCGGAGAAAUAAGUGUGGAUUCUGGGGAGGUGAAAGAGAGAGGACCGCCUCAAGACAGGAAGAAACCCUCUCUUUCCAAAGAUGUGUGGGGAGCUGGGAGGAGGGAAAGGGCUCCCAUGGAUUCUAUGCUGGAGGAGAGGGGGGAGAGCAAGGAGAUGAGACCGGAGCCAGACCGGGAGGGAGAGGAGAGCCCGGGGGUGUCUGAGCAGGAGAAGCCAGAUGGAGGAAGUGUCGAGAUGGAAGGGGCUGGGGAGGGACGGGGAGAGAUGGAAGGAGCCAGCAGCGUCUCCCACUCUGAUUGCGGGGAGUCAGAGGAGCUGAUUAUAGAGAGAGGAGGGGACAGGAACACCUCCAAGGAGCCUGGAACUGUCACCCUGGUAACCCAGCCCAAAGAGGAUUCCGAGGCCAGCGAACACAUCAAGGAGCUGAGGGUAUCCCUGCACUCUGAGGAGGAGGAGUCCAGAAAACACAAGGUAAUCCCCCGCUCCCACUCCCCUGCACAUUGACUCACUCCCCCCGCUCUCACUCUCCUG